This is a messenger RNA of Trichoderma breve, 1203 nucleotides long. RefSeq lists its product as uncharacterized. The transcript has 3 exons. NCBI's taxonomy places the organism in Eukaryota, Fungi, Ascomycota, Sordariomycetes, Hypocreales, Hypocreaceae. The coding region runs from base 1 to 1203 and encodes 400 amino acids. The record is from RefSeq and is a predicted model, not a curated record. Gene Ontology annotation, molecular function: protein binding.
AUGCGCUCGACUCUCGCCUUGGCUACCCAGCUGCUCACUGCGAUGACUGCCUCUGCGGCAGCCUCCAGCGGCCAGCGAGUGCUUUACAUCCAAGACAACGACCCAACGGGCAAUUCUAUUGUAUCUAUCAAAGUCUCACAAAAUGGAAGCUUGUCUGGCGGAGUAAAAACCAGUACGGGCGGGAAUGGUUACCCUGUCUUGAUUGUUCCCUCUCAAGAUUCGGUGGUAGUUUCCGGCAAUUAUCUAUUCACAGUGAACUCUGGAAGCAACACUUUGUCGUUGUUUAACAUCAACCCUUGGGACCCUCUGCAUCCCAAGCUUAUUGGGAAGCCCGCUCCCACCCUUGGUCACGUUCCUGUCUCGGUUACCUACUCUGAGAAGCUGAAAACAGCUUGUGUAGUGAACGGGGGCCUCGAUCUCGCAGGAGUAACAUGCUUCUCUGUGGACCCCAAGAAGGGACUUCAACCCCUCGGCCCUAUGCGAACUAUUCUGCAGACCAAGGACUUUACUCCUCCACCUGCCGGGACUCCACCAACAAUUCUCACUGGAGAUAUCAGAUUUAAUCCUUCGUCGACAGGAGUGUUCACAACCGCAGCAAACGAAACGGGCGGACCCGGAGUUCUGUACGCUUAUCCUGUUGUUUCGGGCAGCGUCAGCACCACGCCUGUGGUCACCAAAUUCGACAACGUCGUGAAUCCGUUCAGUCUCAACUUUUUAAACUCGGACUCCCAACUUUUCAUGACGAACCCUCAUAACGAGUCGCCCGGUGCCGCGCUUUUGACUAUUUCUCCUUCCUUGGCUGUAACUGAGACUAAAAUCGUCACUAUUCCGCACCAAAAUGCCUCCUGCUGGGCGGCGUAUGCUCCGAUAUAUGACACCAUAUUCGUUAUGGAUGCCGCUGCAGCGGUCGUGAGCACCGUCGAUAUCUCAAAGGAAAGCGUCGUUUCCCAGUUCGACUUCCAGUCCGCAAACUUUGGCCCAACAGAUACUCUCGUAGAUCGCAACUUCCUCUAUUUCAUAACAGAGCCCUUCAACGACGACUUCAGCGCUUUCCUGGCCUCGCCCCAAGUCCUUGUGUAUGACAUAACAUCUGUCUCGAAGGGAAAGAAUCCUCAGCUCAUUCAAAGUUUUGACAUCUUCAAAGCUGUCGGGUCGUUCCCCGACAUUAUGGGCUUGGCUAUAUACGCACCACAGGAUGAGUAG